AAAAUUUCUUUCAGAAGCAACCGUGUGAACCAACUGCGGAAAAUUUGCAGAAAGCAAUAAAUCGUGAUUCACUCGCAUUUGGAAUGAAGGAAGCAGCCCAGCAGCUAAAUUUAUCUGAUGAUAACAUAAAGAUGAUGCAAAUGCAAGGAAUUAAGCCGGAAGCUGGGGCUAUUGACUCAAAUAGACCAGAAGUUUCCUAUGCAGGCGCGUAUAGGCCAGUUCUUCAAGCUUCUCAAGAGAUACAAUCAAGUAAGUCAGAAAAAACAAAAAUGGCUGAAUUCAUGGAAAUUGAAAAUACAGCCUGCAUAAAUGUUACAAAGGAUAGACAUGAAAAUGAGGCAGCCGGAUCGGAAGACGGCUUAAUGAUGAUACAGCAGUUAAUGGUAUUACAGCAGCCCAAGGAAGAAUUGAGAAAUCAGAAUAAAUUGGAUCAGCUUGCAGUCAUGAAAUAUAAAGAGAGGAAUAAAAAAAGGUAUAUGGAAAAACAAGAGCGAAAAACUAAGAAGCUGCUACAGCAAAUUCAAAGUAAAUCUCAAAACUUGCUGGGAAAUCAAUUAAAGAUUGAAAGCGGCGAAUUGAAUAUGCCUCCUCCGUUUAUUCCAAUAGAUGAAGACAAUAUAGCUUCAAUCGACAUCGAUACUUUGCAAGCGUUUAAGGCGAAUUUAGAAAAACAACUUGAGAUUAUUGAUCAGAGCAGUUCUGACAUAGCCUCACCACAAUCUACGCAUAGCAACACGCCGGUGAAAGUUGUUCUCGAAUCAAAGCCGUUAACAAACGAUUAUGAUGAAAAUGUCAGAGAAUACCCUGAUUAUAUGCGAGGAUCGAACUCACAAGGCUAUGAAGUUUUGUGUGAAGAAAAGCCAUCCUUAACUGCUGAGAACUAUGCAUCAAAAACAAACACAAGUGCCGAAAAUAUUGUAUCGGGGCAAAUAGUCCAAGAUGUUAAACCAUGCGAGACUGAAGCGACCCGUCAAUGGGGAAGUCCCGGAAGCACAUCACAAAUAAUAGAAGCUCCUCAAGCAUGUUUAGAUGCAUCAUUUGAUUCAUCUGACUUCAAUCUAACUUCAAUCGAAUCGAACUUGACCGGACCUCAGAAUAGUAACAACUUUGAAGCCGGACAUAAACAAGGAGAAAAUAGCAAAGAACCCCAAUUAAGUCAAUUUGAGAUUGCUAAGCAAACCCGUCUUAGGAAUAUUCAGAAAUUGAAGAGCCUCAAAAUGUUUGUUGGACAAUCUGAAAAUGAAGGCAUACAAAAUUACUAUAUGACGGAUAUUAUUCAUCAAGAUUUUCCGUAUGAAGAAGAGACAAAUGAAAAUAGAACCUCAUUUUUUGAGAAGUACAGAUUUUCAAGUAUGAGAGCUUCAUCAUCUCAACAAUAUAUUAAAAAAGAAAAUCAAAGUCCUGGGGAAGAACUAGAAAGUGAUCAAGUGGAAAUGACUUUUAGCCAACAAGAAUCCAGUGAUAAACAAAAAGUAAAGAGGAUCGAAUACAAAUGGAUAUACGAUGAUACCAAGGAAGUGAAUACCGAGAAAGAGCAUCAGAAAACAGAUAUUGCCUUGAAACGUGACAAAUUAAGGAUACAUGAAUUAAAGCAUUCUGAUGAUGAUGAUGCCGAUGAUGACGAUGUUGCCGAUGAUCAUGACGAUGUCGAUAUAAAACCAGAUAUGCAAACAUUGAGCCACGUUCAAUCUUUGAGCAACGAGGGGUCCGCCUCAGCAGCUAAGGAGCCAAUAGAAGACAACCCACCUAAGGCUAAGAGAAGUCAAACUCAGGAAGGAGAUGUGGUAAAACUGGAGACAUCUUCAGGAUGCAGAAUUCCAAUGGACAACAUGGAUAGGCAAAUAAAUCGCCAGUCGGUUACUGAAAAUAUGGAACAAUAUCCAAUCAAGAGCGAAAAUUCCCCGAAGUCCGAGUUUCAGAUUAAACAGUAUGAAGAUGAGGAUGAAGCUAAGAAAUUUUCAGAACAUAGAUAUAUUUCAACUACUGUAAAGCCUGAAAAGGUAAACGCGAAGGAGAUCGCGAAUAAAACUAAAUUGAUUGAAGAGCAACAAAUUCAACGGGACGGAAAUAUAACGCCGAACAAUACUGAUAUUAGGGAAACUCCUGAUAAGAAACCACGUUGGAGGAUUCCAAAGAAACGCAAAGCUGAGAGCAGCACUCAGGCGGAAGAGCAACAAAUUCAACCGGACGGAAAUCUAGCGCCGAACAAUGAUGAUAUUAGGGAAACUCCUGAUAAGAAACCACGUUGGAGAAUUCCAAAGAAACGCAAAGCUGAGAGCAGCACUCAGGCGGAGCAUGAGUAUAAUGCAGAGCGCUAUGAGCGUAACCCUAACUCUAGGGAAGCAAUGGAAAUGACGGAACAUUAUCAGAAACAUAUGAAAAGAGAAAUAACAAAUUAUGGAGAUGUUAGUGAUAUUACAGAAAGCCAGCCAAACCGAAGAUUUCAUCGGGUGCCAAACCAAUAUGAAUGGACCUCGGCCGAAGUGGCCCUUCAAGAGAAGAUGCGUCAUAUGUAUGCAUACCAAUAUGCAGCACCAAAAUUUGCACCACAUCAAUAUGUGCCGCAGUACGCUGCGGAUCAAUUCGUACCGCGAUAUAUACCGCAGCAUCAUGUCCGGCAUCGAAAUGCUGCGCAUCAAUAUGCACCACGCCCAUUUGCACCACACCAAUAUGCACCACACCAAUAUGCACCACACCCAUUAGCACCACACCAAUAUGCACUACACCAAUAUGCACCACGCCAAUAUGCACCACGCCCAUUUGCACCACACGAAUAUGCACCACGCCCAUUUCCACCACACGAAUAUGCACCACACGAAUAUGCACCACACCAGCAUGCACCACACCAAUAUGUACCACACCAGCAUGCACCACAGUAUUAUAUACCAAGAAGGCCACCUAUACCGAGAGACCAAGCUCCCACAGUGGAAGGAUAUAAGGAUUGGGAGCCUUCAGUUGCUGCUCACCAAUAUCAAGGCUAUAGGGACAGAUCGUACCGGACGAGGGGAUAUGAAGUGAAGCAACCGUUAGUUAACGAACAAAGAGAUCUAGCUGUGGAAAGAUCGAUCAAGACGGAACGCUAUGAUCGCAGGCAGCCAUCAGCUCCCGUCCCGAAAUAUCAAGAUGGCAAUCUGGAAAUAUCCUAUAAAACGGAAAGCCAUGAGCCUAGACAGCCAUCAGUUACCGAAAAGAUAGAGCCAGCUGGCAAUCUGGAAAGAUACAAUAAGGCGGAAAAUCAUAAACAGAGAGAGCUACACAAUCUGGAAAGAUCCUGUACGAGGGAAAGUCAUGAGAAUAAACAGAUAGAGCCAGGAGGCAGUGUGGAAAGAUCCUAUAAGGCAGAAAGUCAUGAUAAUAAACAGAGAGAGCUAGCUGGCAAUCUGGAAAGAUCCUAUAAGACUAAAAGUCAUGGGGCUAAACAGAGAGAGCUAGCUGGCAAUCUGGAAAAAUCCUGUACGAUGGAAAGUCAUGAGAAUAAACAGAAAGAACCAGGAGGCAGUGUGGAAAGAUCCUAUAAGGCAGAAAGUCAUGAUAAUAAACAGAGAGAGCUAGCUGGCAAUCUGGAAAGAUCCUGUACGAUGGAAAGUCAUGGGAAUAAACAGAAAGAGCUAGCUGGCAAUCUGGAAAGAUCCUGUACGAUGGAAAGUCAUGAGAAUAAACAGAAAGAGCUAGCUGGCAAUCUGGAAAGAUCCUAUAAGACUAAAAGUCAUGGGGCUAAACAGAGAGAGCUAGCUGGCAAUCUGGAAAAAUCCUGUACGAUGGAAAGUCAUGAGAAUAAACAGAAAGAGCCAGGAGGCAGUGUGGAAAGAUCCUAUAAGACUAAAAGUCAUGAGCCUAAACAGAGAGAGCUAGCUGGCAAUCUGGAAAGAUCCUGUACGAUGGAAAGUCAUGAGAAUAAACAGAAAGAGCCAGGAGGCAGUGUGGAAAGAUCCUAUAAGGCAGAAAGUCAUAAGAAUAAACAGAGAGAGCCAGCUGGCAGUGUGGAAAGAUCCUAUAAGGCAAAAAGUCAUGAUAAUAAACAGAGAGAGCUAGCUGGCAAUCUGGAAAAAUCCUGUACGAUGGAAAGUCAUGAGAAUAAACAGAAAGAACCAGGAGGCAGUGUGGAAAGAUCCUAUAAGACUAAAAGUCAUGGGGCUAAACAGAGAGAGCUAGCUGGCAAUCUGGAAAGAUCCUGUACGAUGGAAAGUCAUGAGAAUAAACAGAAAGAACCAGGAGGCAGUGUGGAGAAAUCCUAUAUGACGGAAAGUCAUGAGUCUAAAAAGAGAGAGCUAGCUGGCAAUCUGGAAAAAUCCUGUUCGAUGCAAUGUCAUGAGAAUAAACAGAGAGAGCCAGCUGGCAGUGUGGAAAGAUCCUAUAAGGCAGAAAGUCAUAAGAAUAAACAGAGAGAGCCAGCUGGCAGUGUGGAAAGAUCCUAUAAGGCACAAAAUCCUGAACCUGAACAGAGAGAGCUAGCUUGCAAUCUGGAAAGAUCCUAUAUGACGGAAAGUCAUGAGAAUAAAGAGAGAGAGCCAGCUGGCAGUUUGGAAAGAUCCUAUAAGGCAGAAAGUCCUGAACCUAAACAGAGAGAGCUAGCUGGCAAUCUGGAAAGAUCCUAUAUGACGGAAAGUCAUGAGUCUAAAAAGAGAGAGCUAGCUGGCAGUGUGGAGAGAUCCUAUAUGACGGAAAGUCAUGAGAAUAAAGAGAGAGAGCCAGCUGGCAGUGUGGAGAGAUCCUAUAAUGCAGAAAGUCCUGAACCUGAACAGAGAGAGCUAGCUUGCAAUCUGGAAAGAUCCUAUAUGACGGAAAGUCAUGAGAAUAAAGAGAGAGAGCCAGCUGGCAGUUUGGAAAGAUCCUGUACGAUGGAAAGUCAUGAGAAUAAACAGAAAGAGCCAGGAGGCAGUGUGGAAAGAUCCUAUAAGGCAAAAAGUCAUGAUAAUAAACAGAGAGAGCUAGCUGACAAUCUGGAAAGAUCCUAUAAGACUAAAAGUCAUGGGGCUAAACAGAGAGAGCUAGCUGGCAAUCUGGAAAGAUCCUGUACGAUGGAAAGUCAUGAGAAUAAACAGAAAGAGCCAGGAGGCAGUGUGGAGAAAUCCUAUAUGACGGAAAGUCAUGAGUCUAAAAAGAGAGAGCUAGCUGGCAAUCUGGAAAAAUCCUGUACGAUGCAAUGUCAUGAGAAUAAAGAGAGAGAGCCAGCUGGCAGUGUGGAAAGAUCCUAUGAGGCAGAAAGUCAUGAGAAUAAACAGAGAGAGCCAGCUGGCAGUGUGGAAAGAUCCUAUAAGGCAGAAAGUCCUGAACCUGAACAGAGAGAGCUAGCUUGCAAUCUGGAAAGAUCCUAUAUGACGGAAAGUCAUGAGAAUAAAGAGAGAGAGCCAGCUGGCAGUGUGGAGAGAUCCUAUAUGACGGAAAGUCAUGAGAAUAAAGAGAGAGAGCCAGCUGGCAGUGUGGAGAGAUCCUAUAUGACGGAAAGUCAUGAGAAUAAAGAGAGAGAGCCAGCUGGCAGUGUGGAGAGAUCCUAUAAUGAAGAAAGUCCUGAACCUAAACAGAGAGAGCUAGCUGGCAAUCUGGAAAGAUCCUAUAUGACGGAAAGUCAUGAGAAUAAAGAGAGAGAGCCAGCUGGCAGUGUGGAGAGAUCCUAUAAUGCAGAAAGUCCUGAACCUGAACAGAGAGAGCUAGCUUGCAAUCUGGAAAGAUCCUAUAUGACGGAAAGUCAUGAGAAUAAAGAGAGAGAGCCAGCUGGCAGUUUGGAAAGAUCCUAUAUGACGGAAGGUCAUGAGUCUAAAAAGAGAGAGCUAGCUGGCAAUCUGGAAAAAUCCUGUACGACGGAAUGUCAUGAGAAUAAAGAGAGAGACCCAGCUGGCAGUGUGGAAAGAUUCUAUAAGGCAGAAAGUCAUGAGAAUAAACAGAGAGACCCAGCUGGCAGUGUGGAAAAAUCCUAUAAGGCAGAAAGUCCUGAACCCAAACAGAGAGAGCUAGCUGGCAAUCUGGAAAGAUCCUAUAUGAUGGAAAGUCAUGAGAAUAAACAGAGAGAGCUAGCUGGCAGUGGGGAAAGAUCGUUCAAGGGAUCAUGUUUACCGAAAGCUUCCGUUGAGAGUAACCCAACUCUAAAAGAACAAUAUGUUUUAAAGAACUCGCAACUCACAGCACAUCCGUUGCCUAAACAGCCUGAAAGCAAAGUAGACAAAAACUGCGAGGCUCAAAACAAAAAUAAUAUGGAGAGUACAUUAUCUGAAAAACAAGGAACGCACGAGAUUCUUCCCCUUCAGGCAGCAGUGCAGCAAACGCGCGUUGGUGACAUAAAAAUAGCAGAGCUUGAAUCAACGGCAAGAAAAGUUACUCUAUCGUCAGAUAAUAUGAACAUUCCGGAAAGUUCAGCCAAGGAAAAGGUAGAGCAAAUACAAAAAGUCAAGAAGUUGCAUGUGCCCAGCUCGAGAUUUUGGAGAUUCAUAUCAACCAGAACCGACAAUCGGAAACAAAAUAAUAAUGUUCAGGUUGAAAAUAGGACCUUAGACUCCCUAAAAACUGCGCAACAGGAGACUACACAGCCAGAAAAUCUCUCUCAAGCGACAAAGGAAAACAUAACGCCUAGCUUCAAAAUUGGACAACUCGAGUCGAAACUUGACUCGCAAAAUACAGCGAGAGGUGAGGUUGAAAAAGAUUUAAAAAGGAAAAUUACAACUGAAAAUUCUGAGAUAUAUUCGAUUGAGAUUUUGGAGUUGCCACCAUAUAAGAAAUCAAAGUUGGCUCCAAAUAAUUUACAGCAAACAAGUGUUAAGCCAUUGGCCAACACCAAACGAUUACAGAAAAAAGGAGAAAAUAUUACUCAGAAGCAAUUUUUCCCGGAAUUCAAUGUGAAUCAAAUAAGCGCUCUCAUUGACAAAAGGCCACUAUGCGAAAAGGUUGCGCCCACUCCAGAGAAUGUGCUUGAAAAUCGAAUCAAGCAAAUUGAAGAGCCCAGACAAAAUAAGGACCUGUAUGGUGCUGCGAGAAGGGAAUUGUGUGCAGCCUCAAAUACGAAUCCCUUUAUAAAGCCUUGUGAGGGAAAUGUUGCAGACAAGGCGUGCCCUAAAAAGCCAGCGAAAUAUUUAAUAACUAUGACCAAAGAUGGGGAUAUAGAAAUAAGGUAUAAUAGAGAAGCGAAUUCGAUACCGAAUGGAAGCUCGGACGUUUUGCUAACCACGGCUGAUACUACUGAUCUGCCUAAUCCGAUAUCGCCUGAGUCCCCAUUAGAUCAAUUUUGGGCAUUGUUGGAGGGUAAAGGCGAGGUGGACACGUCACAUCCGGAUGAAAACCCAUUCGAAAAGUUCUGGCCCUAUUUGGAUCAUAACUACGACAUGGAUGUCAGUAGAAGGAAAACGAUCUUCAAAUGGGAUGAAAAGACAAUAGAAGCAUUUCGGCGAUACAUGGACGCAGCCUGCAAGCCGCCAUCCUUCAUGAUAAGGGCCACUAUACAUCAGAUUAAUGCAUUUUUCUCGGCACUUGCGUUUUUGGACACCGACAUCGAGCGACACAGGGAGAAGGAUCAGCAUAGCAGACAAACGCAGCCGGGUAAUCAGCAAAAUAUGGGCGGGAUAACAACGGAUUCGGAUUUGCAUGAAACCCCCUAUAAUCUACUUAAGUCAUGUUUAAAUUCUGGCAACGAUCGGUCGCCGGCAGAUCAACGUAAGAUCGAGGCUAAGUUGGGUUGGGAUGACAGCUCACGCGACUCAUUAUUAUCAUUCCUGUCAGCUGUGGAGCCCAGCAACAACGAAUCCGCGUGUGGCCAACCUAAGAAGAAGCCGAUGUUGAAAGCAAAUGCUAGUAACGUCAGGAAACGCUUCUCAAUUAAUCAAUCUAAGCCAGAACCGUAUGAGGUCGGCCCAAAGAUCAGUAAGCUCUCACUCAACCCGCCAAAGCCGUCCAGUCACAUUGUACCGAACAGACCCCUAACAGCGGCUUCGCUGAAUCAAACCCAACCAAGUCGUGCAGUUCAAGCAGAUGGAAGAUUACCCAUAGACAAUAAGUUCGUUGCCAAAAAUGAGCUCUCCAUGCCCCAAAAGUCUGUUUCACAGCCCAUGCCCAAAGCUCAGCAAAAUCCCCUAGCGCAAAUAACUCCAAUGAAAGCCAAGCACCCAUAUGACAUGCCUGAGAUCUAAUACAGUAUCAACUUGAGAUACUAGUGCCCUGCUAUUAAUCGGUACACUCCACUUACUUGAUUAGCCCAUGCCGAACAUCGUUAUGCUUACAAAUCCUCUUGGGGUGACAAGGCCUGUAAAGUAAACUCUUGCUAGCAAGUCGUUGACGGUGCCCCAGAGCAAUGAAGCGCCGGCAACGACAGACACGCAAACAUUUAAAACAAAGUCCACAGCCAAAAAACAGAUGCCAAUAGCAAAUAAGGCAGGUUAAAGUCGCAAUAGAAAUGGAAUCGCAAAUGGAAUCUAAUCAGGGAUAAUUAAUAGGCUGAAAUAUAUAAAUAUUUCUUUGCAAUUAACAGUUAUUGGAAGUCAAAUGAAGAUAGCACAAACAGAUAAAAAAAAGUCGGCGGUAUCCACGCUAGCGCCAGCGGGACUUAAUUUCCCUUCAAUUUUCCAGGGAACGCACAAUCUCAUUCUCCAGGAAUUAAGUUAUCUUCCAUUCCAGAGAACACACAUUUUAAUUUGCACACUACAGGGACUUAGUUCCCUUCAAUUUUUGAUAGCUGAAGAGGCUCCACAAAUGCUGCACCAAGACUCGGGUUGAGCGAGUCGAUACCUCCAGCAACAAUUAUAUAUAUCGGUGGGAUUUAGCACGGACCCAUUUGAUAUACAGAUAAGCUCCGAUAGUAACUUACCGAAAUACGCCAUCUAUGCACUAUAUGGAAUUAUAUUCACAAUCAGCAAAUAGAUUCCAAGUUCAACUGCAAACACAUAUAGCAAACCAAAUAUAUUCACUCAACGAGCUGUAUGCGCAAGAGAAGACUCAACACGCAUACUGAACGAGUUGGAGGAUCCACCGGAUAUUCGUACUAUCGCUUUCACACACUGUUCACACUUAACGGUGUCAUCGGCAUUCAUGCUCUCAUCGAUUGUUAUACGCUUUAUCCAUGUGAGCAUCAAGAACGAUGGCCAGAAAAUCUAUUUCCUUCACGCAUCGAGCUAUCAUUCUUUCUCAACAAAAUCUAUGCCCAGGUGCUGAAGGUGAAGAGAGGACGUUGUACCGGUGUUGAAGUUGGUCAGCUUAAGGCGCCGCACAUAGUGCCCACUGAACUUUGCUCGCUCUACCUGGCACACGACUUCUGUCUUCCACAUUCUGCGCAAGAAACGCACACACACUAACUAUCUCAAACGCAAGAGAUGCCAACGAAGGCGCCAAACUAUCCCAACUAGAUCAAUCGAGUCAGCAUCCUACCAAAUACAAUUUCCCAAGUCCACACCGAGCUCAGCUUGCAACACAGCUCGCCAUGUUAAGGUCUACCCCAUAGCAGCCGAGUCCUUCUGAGAGUUAAAAUACGCCGAAAUCUCAACUGCGCCUCAAUUGCUCGCAUUUAUAUUUGGCCUGCGGACAACAUCGUCUCCGGCCGGAUGUUCACUGAUGAUCAUCGAAGAAGGGCGAAUCGUGGGCCUGUUCAUACCAGAGUGGACCUAUCAGCCUCUUGUGAUCGAAUUGUCUUCAAGGCAAAGAAUUAUCCCACGGAUAAUAUUUAACACUAAACACAUUUAGCAGUCACAUAGCUGAGACUGACUCUCCAUUUCCUUUGGCAUCGAGAUCAAGAAUUAUCUCCCUGAUAAUAUUUAACAAACUAAUAGUCAUAUGGCUAAUACAUACCUGAGACUUGCUUUCCAUUUUCUUCUUUUAUGGCAUAUUAUUAUCCCAUAUAUUACAAUUAUUUAUUAUUUUAUAUUUGCAUAUCAAUGUGAUAUAUGAUAUCAAGACUAGCUUAUAGAACACACAACUGGCUGCAGAGGACUUUGUCUACAAUUAGUUAUAUUUCACACACAUUUGUAAAUAAACUCGAUUUGAUAUUUUUAUACUGACUCCA
Molecule: messenger RNA, 9973 nt
Organism: Drosophila mojavensis
Lineage: Eukaryota; Metazoa; Arthropoda; Insecta; Diptera; Drosophilidae
Product: myb-like protein X
Exons: 20
Coding region: 84-8111 (2675 amino acids)
Source: RefSeq, a predicted model, not a curated record